This is a messenger RNA of Hippocampus comes (tiger tail seahorse), 6295 nucleotides long. It is a transcript of the gene gpr158b, whose product is annotated as G protein-coupled receptor 158b. Gene Ontology annotation, cellular component: membrane. Gene Ontology annotation, molecular function: G protein-coupled receptor activity. The record is from RefSeq and is a predicted model, not a curated record. Gene Ontology annotation, biological process: G protein-coupled receptor signaling pathway. The coding region runs from base 721 to 4509 and encodes 1262 amino acids. Lineage: Eukaryota; Metazoa; Chordata; Actinopteri; Syngnathiformes; Syngnathidae. The transcript has 13 exons.
ACCAAAGCCCUUGUUAGUAUGCUUUGAGCAGUGUUAUAUAAAUACAAUUAUUAUAAUUAUUGUGAAAGGUACAAUGAUGAAUUGUGAGUGUGCUCCCUCAACACCUUAGACGAGGAUAUGAUCGAGACGGACCGCACCAUAGAUAGAACAAGUAAACAUCUAAUUUGUGAGACGGACGCAGCAUGAAUUUCAGCAUAACAUCAGCUGUUAUGAUGCCAGUUUGAGUAAAUCGUUCAGUAUCCCACCCUCAGUUUUCUUCCCACGGGCGCUACUUUCAGAACCGGACAGCUCCAAUCCGUUCCCACGCCCCGCCCACCUCCGGCAGACUGGCAGGGAGAAAAGACCACACGCAGUCGUGGGUUGAGGCGAUACCUCAGGUCUGUUGGGAUUUUUUUUUUCUUGUAGAGAGGAACUUCAUGAACAAUUUGCUCCUCGCCUCUUUUUAUCAAUCACACGGAGUGGCCGCUUCCACCUCGAAGAGGAGUCACGUUGAUUUGUACAGAGUUACGAGACUUGUCUUGGAUGCGAGGCUUGGGGGGAGCUUUGAGGGGAUCCUGCGUGCAAUGAAAAGUAGGGAAUUACUGUCGGCUGUGCCUUCAUUGUGCAGGACACAUCCUUUUGUCAGUGCUCGUUAAAUUGGCGAGGCUACUGGUUAUGCUCGCAGCACUUUCCCAAGCGCUUUCUUCUCGGUGUCCCUGAAGAAGAAGACGAAAAAGAAGAAUGGCUCUCCUGGUCGUGCUUCUGCAAACGGGGCUCGUUUUGGGCUCCAACUACGGCUACGUGGAGUGGUCGGAAAACGACCGUGACGAGAACCCUUCGGUGUUCAGCACGCAAGGAAUCAACAGGGAGCCGCCCCGCCGCCAUCCGACCUAUUCUCACUCGCCGCCGGCUACGGAGCGCACGGUGGUGGCGCACAAAAUCGAGGAGGACCUGCCGAGGGUGGUGACCGCUUUCCUCCACAGCGGCGACUCCUCCGCGCUGAGACAGGUCAACUGCUCACGGAGGUACGAGCUGAGCAGCCUGCGAGGCGGCCUGCAUGUCGCCACCCACUACUCGCUGCACGGCAUCCUGGAUACCAUGACGCACGCCACCAACUUUUUGAACAUGAUCCUGCAGGCCAACAGGUCCCGAGAGGACACCUUACAGCGGGACCUUCACUGGUAUCAGGCGUUGGUUCGGAGCAUGCUCGAGGGGGAUCCCAAAAUCCACAGAGCCGUGGUAAGCUUCCACGGGGACGUCUUUCUGCAGGCGACCCGAAACCAGAAGGAGGUGGUGCUGCAGGACCGGAUGCUGAAGAGCAGGAACUCCGAGUCCGAGUGGUUGAACGAGUUUAGGGACGGAAGGAGAGCAUAUACGCUUAGAAAGGGAUCGGAACCCAAGAGUGGAGUUUACCUUCUGGACAAGAAUCAGAUCAAGUGGUCUGCGCCUUACCUGGAAUGUGAACACGGGGCUUUUGUGCCCUAUUGGCUUCUCACCUUGUCAGCUGGCUUCUAUGGACUCAAGAGAGACUCUGCACUAGAGUUCAGGGGUGUUGUUCGUUUGGACGUGAAUUUGCAGGAUGUGGAUAUUGACCAGUGCUCCGACAGUGGCUGGUUUGCCGGGACACAUCGCUGCAAUCUUACCAGUAUGGAAUGCGUGCCCAUCGCUGGCCACGGAUUUGUGUUGGACAAAUACAAGUGCCGAUGCAAGAGAGGAUUUUACCAUCCAAGCCGUGUGGCGCUCAGUGACUUGAACAGUAAGGCGCAGGGCUCUCGCAGGGACGACGUUUCUGAUGUGGCGAGUAAGUGCCUCCCUUGCCGGGUGGGCUGUCCCUACUGCAGAGACAACACACCCUGUCUGGCCCGGGAGGACAGCGGGCUGCGGCUUGCCGUGGCCUCCUUCCAAGGCCUGUGCGUGCUGCUGGACUUGGCCAGCAUGGUGGCCGUCUACCACUUCAGGAGAAGUAAGAGUAUCCGUACUUCUGGAUUCAUUCUAUUGGAAACACUGUUGUUUGGAGCUUUACUGCUGUACUUCCCCGUUAUGAUACUAUACUUCCACCCUAGUGUGUUCCGAUGUAUACUCCUGAGAUGGGUUCGCCUGCUGGGUUUCGCCAUCGUGUAUGGCACCAUCAUCCUCAAGCUGUACAGAGUAUUGAAGGUGUUCCUGUCGCGUACGGCGCAAAGGACACCCUACAUGACCAGCUGGCGGGUCCUUAGGAUGCUGGCAAUAAUUGUCUUGGUGGUUCUGUGGUUCCUGGUGGCCUGGACCUCUGCGGUAUGCCAGAACCCCGAGCUGAGUCGGGCCUUAAUCACAGCCGGCCUCUCAUCGGAGGGGCUGCAGUUUAGUCUGUGUCUGUUGGACCGGUGGGACUACAUGAUGGCCGUUGCGGAGUUGCUAUUCCUGCUGUGGGGUGUUUACCUGUGCUACGCCGUCCGAACGAUUCACUCAGCUUUUCACGAGCCACGCUACAUGGCGGUGGCCAUCUACAACGAGCUACUCUUAUCGGCCGUCUUCCACAUCAUCAGGUUCUCCGUGGCGCCCGGCCUUCACCCCGACUGGAUGCUAAUGCUGAUCUUCGCUCACACUCAUCUUACCGUCACUGUGACUGUGGGACUGCUUCUUGUUCCAAAGUUCUUUACAAAAGGGACUCAGGCUCGGGAUGAUAUUGCCACGGAGGCCUAUGAAGAGGAGCUGGACAUCGGAAGGUCCGGUUCUUACCUCAAUAACAGCAUCACCUCAGCCUGGAGUGAGCACAGCUUGGACCCUGAGGACAUACGGGAUGAGUUGAAAAAACUCUACGCCCAGCUGGAAGUCUACAAACGCAAGAAGAUGCUGGCCAACAACCCUCACCUCCAAAAGAAACGCAAUUCCAAAAAGGGCCUCGGUCGCACCCUGAUGAAAAGGAUCACGGAGAUCCCGGAGACCAUGCACAUACACCGCCAGUGUAGCAGGGAAGACGGCAGCGAGCACGGUAGCAACCGCAGCACUUUGAGACGAAACCACCUGGAGAGCAAUCAGCACGGAAAACCUCGAGAAGAUUCCCUCAAGAACAAAGUCGCAAGCUUGCAGAAAUCGCUGAGCUACGAUCACGUUUGUGACCAAGAUGACGAAAGUGGAAGUCAAAGCGGCUCGGCAGCGGGGGACAAAAUGACUCCGGUGGGCAACGGCGGAGAGGGUUCGCUUCUCGGUUCCCUCAUUGGCCGCAAACAUUGCAAAAAGCAACUGGAACCGGUCGCGCCGCCCUCCAAGCUGGAACCGGCAAAGUCCACCGAGUCGGUUGCCCUCUUCUGGAAGUCGGCGAGCGUUCACAACUUAACGCACGAAAAGAAACCGGUGCACCUGCGCACCUCCAUCAUGCAGAAGUCUCUCAGUGUGAUCGCCAGCGCCAAGGAGAAGAUGCCGGGCCUCGGCAACAAGACGCAGAGCGUGGAGGAUGCCAGCAAAAAAGGUGUGAAGGGUCCAGAGGGGAGGAUGUUGUCAGAGGUGGAUGAGACCCCGGAACAUUUUCCCAAAAUGAUCAUCAGCCAGUCCGUGGAGUACUCCAAGACGCAUAUGAAGAUGGGCAUCAUGAAGCAGCAGGUGAGUGGUAGCCAGCCAUCCAUUUGCUCCGAAACUGGCAGGAACUUGUACGAUGUGUCCGAAGUUUGUCCCUGGGAGCCGGAAGAGCCUCAAACACCAUCUGAAGCCAAGACACAGAAGCACGUGUCCAUCGCCCCGGACGAAAGCGACGCAGGGCGAAGAGGGAGCGGCGGCUCGGGCCUCGGCAAAUGCGGCCGGUCUCAGCAGAGGCCGAAAACGGGGCAGUCUCCUUCAAACAGACGACGCUCCAAGGACAGAGGAGGGGAGAGGGAGGAGAGCAGGGAAACGCGGAAAGCGCGCGGACCCAGGUCACCUCUGCCUCUCAAGCCGGAUGUGAGCCCCUGGGAUUUUGAGGAGCAGCCCAUGCUCGGUGGCGUUUCGGAGGCCAUUUCCCCCGAAAGAAUCCGCCGCAAAAAGAGCGUCACGCCGACGGACGGUAAGCCCAAGGCACUCCGCUCAGACCACUCCAAGUCCACGGGAAGCUUGUUGCAGCCUCCCUCCUUGAUGGUCGAGAUCUGCCCGUGGGAUUACAACAGCCCACCCUCACCCAAGCAGGAGAAGAUCUGCAGCAGCCCUUCCGCGCACAAGAAGAAACGGAAAGGCUCCUGCUCAUCCAACCAUAAAGCGGAGAAGGAGAAGGGCAGGGAGAAAAACCGGGAACGACGGAGCUCCUCCGGUAAGCCGCCGUCGGAGAGAAGGCGCGUCAGCCAGUCGGCCGAGUGCGCCGGGCUGGUCUCUGAGCGGAGGAGGAGCUCCAGCAAAGACCCAGAGUGGGCAGAGAUCAGGAGGGCACGUGAGACCGAAGCCUCCGACAGCAGUUUUGGUCAGACUAAAACUUCCACCGACAGGAAGAAAGAGCGGUCUCACAAACCUGCGGUCGGUAGCGGUCCAAAGAUGGCUGACGUUUGCCCCUGGGACUUUGAGGACCAGGACCCGGCAGAGAGAGCAUGAUGACCGCUGUCAUUGACCGAUUGUCGUCACAGACUUACAGCAUGACCGAGUCAAGUUUCAAAUGUUUGAUUGAGAGGAACCAAAAGAUGUUCACGGCCAUUUUUAAGUCCUGCUUUCGCACUUUUCAUUGAGAAUGGUGGCAAUUUGACAAAACGACAUUGAGCUGUGUUGUACCAAUUUUAUUUUUGACACAACGAGGUCGCUAGAGGAGUGGGGGGGGGGGGGAGUUGCCAAUACUUGGUGCACUAAUUUUAAUGUAGGAAGCACGCGCUGGAGCCAGAUCUCGAAAUUCCUACCAAGACAACUCGGUCUGGAUCUUAUCGUCAUGUGGAAGAAAACCGAUGUUGCCGAUGGUAAUGGCAUUUGAAGCAAUACGUUGCCAUUCCACUGCAAAUUAUAUCAGUGACAUCGUUUGUUUUUCUUGUUUUCAUUUUGGACUCCUGAAUUUUUGACCGUUAUGACACUGCAUCAACGUGUAUCGGUUGUUUUGUCCAUGCCUGAGUAAACGUCUCCCAUUCCGCAAAGCGGCAUGAGACUGGAGACAUUUAGAGCGAUGAGAGGAUUUAGUCAAAGUGCCAUGGCUUUUUUUAAUUUCUUCACAUCAGCAGUGCACUUGUUUUUCCGCCCGUCCGAUUACUCCGUCAAUGAAAAUGAAUGGAAUAUUUUUCGACCAGAUGCAAACUCAAACACGGUUUGAUUAAAUUUAAAUCCAAUAAUAGAAGUGAAGAAUUAAUGUGUGACCCAUCAGCAAAUGUGUUUGAGGAAUAAUUUUGUCAGUACUUGUAAAUUGUAUGUGCGUGAGUAUGGGCUGGAGUGGGAUUUGUUCUCCUUGUUUUUAUUUUUAUUUUAUUGUUCUGAAGUGUUUCCUGAUCGAAUUAAAAUCAACCGGCAGAUGCUUCCUGGUCAAUGACCCCGAUGCCGAUGAAUACAAUUCAAAUAUUUGCAUGUUGCUGUUGCGUUGCUUUCAAUGCAACAUCUAAGUCGCUAUGAAUGAGAGUUUGCUCUGCAAAUACUUUGCUUGCACGCCGCGCUACCUUUCCACAUUAUAUGCCUCCACUUCUUUGACACACGGAAACUUGGAUCUCACUUGUAUUUUUUCAGAUUUUUUGACACACAAAAACAAUGGAUUCUUCUUCCAAUCAUGUUGUUGGAUAUUGAUGCACGCGUUCCCUGUAGAGCAAAGAUAUUAGAUACUAACAAUGCACCAAAAAAAUUAAAAAAAUAGAAGCUGUGUGAAUCCGGACCAAAUACUUUCUUCACAGCAUGAUGAUGAAGAUGAUGGCGUGUGUGUUUAGAAGAUGGGAAUGACCGAAUACAGUAUUGUUGCCCAGUCUUUAUACCUACCGUCCGUCGGCACCAUGGAAAAGCCAUCGCAUGGGGCAACUAAUGAGUCUCCGCGUGUAUAUUGGUUUUCUUGUUGCAACGGUGGUAUUAAUGUCGUUCCGGUUCGGUUUCAACAUAUCUAAUUUCAUAACUGAACUUCUCUGAUCAUCAAGCUUUCAGAAAACAGCACAGAUGUAACAAGUAUUUUCCUGAACAUGCAUCAACACUCUUUUUUUACUUGGCAAACAUUCACUUCUCACUAAUGUUUUUUGUUUUACUAUCAACCUUUAAAUAUAUGUUUUGUCCAGUAUUUUAUGCUUCCUGGUUUUCACUCCCAAAUUGCUGCAGACUCUUUAAGCACAAAUGGGAAAGUAUUUCUUUGUGACUAUUCAUAUUGUGUUGCAUGUAUAUACAAUGAAUACACUUUUGUCAAUUCAGAAUUAAAUAUUUCUAUUCAAACUCA